UUCACCUCUUUUUCGGUAUUCUCUGUCCUGCCUCCCAGAAGAAGCCAGAAGGAGACUCUCGUUGCCAUGAACUCUGCCAUCACCAGCUGUGAGCCCCCCAGCCCCGUGCAGAGGGAUGAUGGUGUGCUCAGCUCCCAUACUGAUGGCCAACGCAGAAAGAAGGGACAGUCCCGGAGUCCCAGCACCAGCCACCUGGCCUAUGGUGUCUUAGACAUCCCACCAUGGUAUCUCUGCAUCUUCUUGGGCAUCCAGCACUUCCUCACAGCCCUGGGGGGACUCGUGGCGGUGCCACUCAUCCUGGCCAAGGACCUAUGCCUGCAGCAUGACCCUUUGACCCAGAGCUACCUCAUCAGCACCAUUUUCUUCGUCUCUGGGAUCUGCACUCUCCUGCAAGUGUUUUUAGGGGUCAGGCUGCCCAUUCUCCAGGGAGGGACCUUUGCUUUUGUGGCACCCUCUUUGGCCAUGCUGUCCCUUCCUGCCUGGAAGUGUCCUGAGUGGACAUUCAAUGCCAGCCGGGUGAAUACCAGCUCCCCCGAAUUCAUCGAAGAAUGGCAGAUGAGGAUCCGAGAGUUGCAGGGUGCCAUCAUGGUUGCUUCCUGUGUCCAGAUGCUAGUGGGCUUCUCAGGGCUCAUCGGUUUUCUCAUGCGUUUCAUCGGCCCCUUGACCAUUGCUCCAACCAUCUCUCUGGUGGCCCUGCCUCUCUUCGAUUCUGCAGGCAGUGAUGCUGGGAUCCACUGGGGCAUCUCUGCCAUGACCAUCUUCCUCAUCGUGCUGUUUUCUCAGUACCUGAAAAACGUCGCGGUGCCCGUGCCCGUUUAUGGAGGAGAGAGGAAGUGCCAGACCUCCAAGUUCUACCUGUUUCAGGUCUUUCCUGUGCUACUGGCCCUCUGCAUUUCGUGGCUCAUCUGCUUCAUACUCACCGUCACCAACGCCCUCCCCUCGGCCCCCACAGCCUAUGGGUACCUGGCCCGCACGGACACCAAAGGCAGCGUCCUGAACCAGGCCCCCUGGUUUCGCUUCCCUUACCCAGGACAGUGGGGCCUCCCCACCAUCAGCCUGGCUGGAGUCUUUGGGAUCAUCGCAGGGGUGAUCUCCUCGAUGGUGGAGUCCGUAGGCGAUUAUUAUGCCUGUGCCCGGCUGGUGGGGGCCCCGCCCCCUCCGAAGCAUGCCAUCAACCGCGGCAUUGGCAUCGAGGGCCUCGGCUGCCUGCUGGCGGGGGCCUGGGGGACAGGGAACGGCACCACCUCCUACAGCGAGAAUGUCGGGGCCCUGGGCAUCACCAGGGUGGGGAGCAGGGUGGUGAUUGUCGCUGCAGGCUGCGUGCUGCUCCUGAUGGGCAUGUUUGGGAAGAUUGGGGCUGCAUUUGCCACCAUCCCAACCCCAGUGAUUGGAGGCAUGUUUCUCGUCAUGUUUGGAGUCAUCACCGCCGUGGGGAUCUCUAAUCUGCAGUACGUGGACAUGAACUCCUCCAGGAACCUCUUUGUCUUCGGCUUCUCCAUCUACUGUGGGCUCGCCAUUCCCAACUGGGUGAACAAGAACCCUGAGAUGCUCCAGACAGGGAUCCUGCAGCUGGACCAGGUCAUCCAGGUGCUGCUGACCACGGGCAUGUUUGUUGGUGGAUUUCUGGGUUUUCUCCUGGACAACACCAUCCCAGGGAGUCAGGAAGAGCGAGGCCUUCUGGCAUGGAAUCAAAUCCAGGAGUCCGAGGAGACGCGGAAGGCCUCAGAAGUCUACGGCCUGCCCUGGGGGAUCGGCACCAAGUUCUGCACAUCUUCCUGUGUCCGGAGACUCCCCUUCUGGCCCAGGCUGGAACACGGGGGAAAAGGGCAAAUGAGUGUGAGCCAGCUUACCCUCUGCUCCCAGGUAUCCUCAGGAGAGCAGCCACGGGGCAACCUAGAAACCAGGAUGUGAGAACUGCCCCUUGACAGGGCACCACCUACCCACCAUCCACCUCCCACCCAGCUGUGCUGACCGCCCUGUUUAUGUGCUGGUGGUGCCCGCCCUGCCCGGUUCCUCCAGCACUUGGCAGCUGUGGCAGUCAGAGAAGUCUUAGACUAAGAUUCCCAGGCAGGCCCGGCCGUGCAGUCAUAGCAAAUUAACUGCAGUGCUGGAAGCCACAUGGCUGGCUGCAGUUGGGACCCGCAGUAGGCCUGAGGACACGCGUUCCAGCAUGCCCAGGAUCCUGAUGAGCUGAAGGGCUGGCGAAAGAGAAUCGCCGCAU
Messenger RNA from Tupaia belangeri chinensis (Chinese tree shrew), 2221 nucleotides. RefSeq names its product solute carrier family 23 member 1. NCBI's taxonomy places the organism in Eukaryota, Metazoa, Chordata, Mammalia, Scandentia, Tupaiidae. Gene Ontology annotation, cellular component: membrane. Gene Ontology annotation, molecular function: transmembrane transporter activity. The transcript has 12 exons. The record is from RefSeq and is a predicted model, not a curated record. Bases 67 to 1911 code for a protein of 614 amino acids. Gene Ontology annotation, biological process: transmembrane transport.